CUCAGUUUCUGCUCGUGUAUCGACGAGUGAACAUUGAACGUUUUCGAUGUGUGGUUAUUUUGUGUUUUCGUGAUGUGACAUUUCUCCAAUAAAAAAUUUAUCAAAAAUGCAAUCGAAACAACUACCGAUACGAUGCUUUUGGAUCAUGUUGAUGCUCGUACUGGCCGCCGCUAGGAUACACAAACUCGAGAUACGGAAAGAUACAAGACGUUACAUAGCCCUUAGCACCUUCGGCUUUUACAAGAGCGGCAUUCUCGAUGUGAAUCUGACGAAUUUCAAGGCUCAGCCCCUCGACGAGAAUGCCGUGUUUGGGUUCAGUUUGGAUCGUACGCUAAGCGACGCGAUGAAUCCGUAUUUAGAUAGCCAUCAAGAGAGAUGCGUGCUACAGGACGCCGCAAACGCGAAGACCGAUCUCGAGCAGAGGGACGACAGCAGCGCUGUCAUAUAUUUCACGAUGGACUUGAAAACACCUCUGUUGAUAGUCAACUGUAACCAGAACAUCCACACCGUGGAGAUUCAUCAGGAUCGCAACAUGGUGGUAGCGCUGCGGAAAAAGCGAGAUUCUCUGUCGACCGGGUUCAGCGAUACCGUUCUCUUCGCGCGGAGGAAACGGUAUAGCUCGCACGGUGUCGAGAGAUCCGUAAACCAGGAUCAGUUCCAGUCGCGGCCGGAAACCAGCGGAUGCACGGGCAUUACACUUCCGAUCACCGUGCAGAAUGUCAAGGGAGAGAAGUAUUACAAUACCAGUUUCAGCGUGUACGUCGGGGACGAGGAAGAGGAGGGCCUCUAUAAUUUGUACUUUCACAAUUGCCCGAAUUACAAAUACGAGAUGCAGGUCGCGCUGGAUUUCACGGUACAAAUAUCGGAGAUGAACGAGGAUAAUUAUCUUAGCGCCGGCGAGAUGCCGUUGCCGGGGCUCUAUUUCAUGAUGGCGAACAUAUUCUUCUGGUCUGGUUGCGCCUGGGCGAUCAUACUUAGACGGAGCAAGCAUCCCGUAUUCAAGAUACACUACUUGAUGACAGUGCUGGUGUACUUAAAAUCUCUGUCGUUGCUCUUCCACGGGAUCAAUUAUCACUUCAUCAAGACUAAAGGAGAACACGUGGCUGCGUGGGCGAUUCUCUAUUAUAUCACGCAUUUACUGAAGGGUGCCGUACUUUUCAUUACUAUUGUCCUCGUCGGCACCGGCUGGACGUUCAUCAAACACAUUCUAGCGGACAAGGAUAAGAAACUUUUCAUGAUCGUGAUACCGUUACAAGUAUUAGCGAACGUAGUAGAAAUAAUAAUCGAGGAGAGCGAGGAGGGAGACAUCGAGCACAAGACAUGGCGGGACGUUUUUAUCCUUGUGGAUCUGCUGUGCUGCGGUGCUAUCCUAUUUCCAGUGGUCUGGAGCAUCAGGCACUUGCAGGAGGCCGCGCACACGGACGGCAAGGCAGCAGUAAACUUACGCAAGCUCAAGCUUUUUAGGCAUUUUUAUAUCAUGAUAGUUUGUUACAUAUACUUCACACGAAUCAUAGUGUACUUACUGAAGAUCACGGUACCUUUCCAAUACGAGUGGCUCGACGAGAUGUUCCGAGAAAUGGCCACGUAUGUCUUCUUUGUCCUUACCGGAUACAAGUUCCGACCAGCUUCCGCGAAUCCAUAUUUUACUUUAACGACCGACGACACGACCCAAGCUGACGAAGAUGACGAGAUGGACGUCGUUCUCUUUUCCAGUGUGUCCGGGGGUAGCGGUAUCACCGAGGGUCUCAGCAAGGUUAGCAAAGUUCCGAAAGUUCUGAGGCCUACGACCUCGGAUGUUCCUUCCACCCAAGAGGAGAGGGACAGCCUGUUCAACAAAACGGAGCCGUCCCACGAGUACGACUGAGUCGGGAACCCGAAGCCCCUCGAAUUGCAGUAUAUCAAUUUCAGCAUGGACGAGAGGAAGCGUAGAAUUCGUUCUUUCGUCUCGAGAUAUACGGGAACAGUGCUGGGCGACCGAAACAUCAAACCGGAAGAGCGUCUGGAAACGAUCGAACGAGGAUUGUCUCUCGAAGAAGCAGAAUAGCCGACAUAUUUCGCAUCGAAUCGACCGCCUUUCUUUCCGUUCGUUCUCUCGGUCGGUACGAAGAAUUCACGUGCAAAUAUUUUUGCGAUACCGGUGAACACAAACUUUUCCACGCCUCCGUUUCGAACGAAGACGGUUUCGUUCGUCGUUGUACAACUCUUAAUUUCUCUCGGCUGCUUCGUCCUCUGUUACGAUGCACCACGUUUUAUCUUGCAGCGCACCACGUUAACGAUACGUCGCUCUCGUCUUAAAAGCGUAAUUAAUCAUGGACUUUAAAAAUUGAGUGUAAUCUGUAUUUAUUGGUAGAGAAUGUACUAGAUGUCGGAGAAACGUUAAUCUAGGGGGAAACAGGUUCGACGGUUCUCGCGUUCCGCAACCGAGCGUCGACGCGGCUCCGACGUGAGGGAAAGUUCCAGGUUUUUGAUACGCGCCUCGAUGUAGCUGAUUUUUUGUCCUUAGGCAUUUAGCGAAACGAUCCGAACAUUUCCAUUUGUUCUCUUUUUUUCUUUUUUCUCUGCGUUCUCCCAUGACACGGUCAGUUUCGUCGAACCGGAAAAAAAGCGGCCCCGCGUCGAACACGGCGCGCGGCGCUUUAAGAGAUUUUGUGAUAAGCGCGCAGCCCACCAAAAAAAAAAUCGGCGUGCCGCGAGAAUCCACUUUUGUAAAGCACUCGAUAAUCUUUUAUGUAGAUGUAAUUCUGGUGUCGAGGCAGAGACAGGUAAGGAAGAUAGCUAAUAAGUUUCUAACCAUUCAACGUGUCCCCAAUUACGUAACAAUACAAGUCUCUGGUUACAACCAUUAUUAUUAGUAUUGUACACGCGUUAUCAUGAUUAUUGUUACGUCUGUUACUAUUCAUAUUUUAUUGUAUGGAAUAAAAGGGACACCCUACAAAAUCAAGUUGAAACAAUAAAGCAGAUAUUUUUAUGAA
Megalopta genalis is the source of this 2972-nucleotide messenger RNA. RefSeq names its product protein GPR107. The record is from RefSeq and is a predicted model, not a curated record. Gene Ontology annotation, cellular component: Golgi apparatus; membrane. Lineage: Eukaryota; Metazoa; Arthropoda; Insecta; Hymenoptera; Halictidae. Gene Ontology annotation, biological process: transport.